AUGAACUCCAAGGAUGGAGAAAAAGACUGUGCAGAUCUUUACAAAAAAGGUGAAAAAAAUAACGGAGUUUAUGUAAUUGAUCCAGAUGGCCAGGGCAGAUUCCGUGUCUUCUGUGAUAUGACGUCAUCUGGUGGAGGUUGGACUGUGUUUCAACGUCGUCAAGAUGGAAGUGUAAACUUCUAUCGCGGUUGGAAAGACUAUAAACAAGGAUUUGGUAAUCUUGCUUCUGAAUUCUGGCUUGGAUUGGAUAAAAUAUACCGACUAACAUCAGCAAGGCGAAAUAAACUUCGUGUUGACCUGGGAGACUGGUUAGGAAACAAAGCAUAUGCUGAAUAUGAUUUUUUUGCUGUAAAGAAUGAAACACAUAAAUAUCAGUUGAGUCUUGGUGCAUAUUCUGGAACUGCUGGAGACUCAUUAUCUUAUCAUAAAGGUAUGGCAUUUACCACAAAAGAUUCAGAUAAUGAUAAAAAUGGAGCAAAUUGUGCCACGGACUUAAAAGGUGCUUGGUGGUAUAAUAGUUGUUGUAGUUCCAACCUGAAUGGACAAUAUAAUUACAAUCAAGACAAAGACAUAGGUGUGAUUUGGGGUCAUUGGAAAGUUUUUGAAUCCUUAAAGUUCACGGAGAUGAAAAUAAAACCAUAAGAAAUUUCCAAAGACUGUGAUGUUAUAAAUUUGAUCAUUAUUUCUAAUGAAUCU
Xenia sp. Carnegie-2017 is the source of this 696-nucleotide messenger RNA. RefSeq names its product fibrinogen C domain-containing protein 1-like. The transcript has 3 exons. NCBI's taxonomy places the organism in Eukaryota, Metazoa, Cnidaria, Anthozoa, Malacalcyonacea, Xeniidae. The record is from RefSeq and is a predicted model, not a curated record. Bases 1 to 642 code for a protein of 213 amino acids.